This is a messenger RNA of Rotaria sp. Silwood2, 383 nucleotides long. The record is from the annotation of a GenBank genome assembly. NCBI's taxonomy places the organism in Eukaryota, Metazoa, Rotifera, Eurotatoria, Philodinida, Philodinidae.
AUGACAACGAAUAGAUAUAACCGAGCUUCCUCCGUAGGCACUACUUCGACUACAAGUACCACAUCAACUACUACUACAACGUCGACGACAACAAUAACAACAUCCAGCACCAGCUCUACUUCGACUACUAGCACUACUUCUGAGACAACUACAACAACAUCCAGCACAAGCUCUACUUCAACUACCAGCACUACUUCGGAAACGACAACAACAACAUCCAGCACCAGCUCUACUUCAACUACCAGCACUACUUCUGAGACAACUACAACAACAUCAACUAGCACUAGUUCGACUACCAGUACAACGUCGGAAACGACAACAACAACAUCAACUAGCACUAGUUCGACUACCAGUACAACGUCAGAAACAACAACAACAACAUC